Messenger RNA from Clavispora lusitaniae ATCC 42720, 972 nucleotides. RefSeq names its product amidase. The record is from RefSeq and is a predicted model, not a curated record. Gene Ontology annotation, molecular function: protein-N-terminal glutamine amidohydrolase activity; protein-N-terminal asparagine amidohydrolase activity. Lineage: Eukaryota; Fungi; Ascomycota; Pichiomycetes; Serinales; Metschnikowiaceae. Gene Ontology annotation, biological process: protein modification process; protein catabolic process.
AUGAGACUAAGAGUUGCGUGUGUCCAGUUUAAUCCUUUGUUGGGACAAGUUGAAGCAAAUAUAACAAGGGUGAAGACACUUCUUUCAAGUGUCCAGAAAGAAAUAGACUUGAUUGUUCUUCCCGAGCUCUCACUUUCGGGCUACAAUUUCUCGUCUCCGCAGGAAAUUAAACCAUUUCUAGAAGAUUCAACUCAAGGUAAGAGUUGUUCUUUAGCUAGAGAAUUGUGCAAGACGUAUGGAUGUACUACUGUCAUAGGAUAUCCUGAAACUCACCAGGGUACCACUUACAACUCCGCAUUGGUAGUGGACGAAGAGGGGAACGUAGUCUAUAACUACAGAAAGACUCAUCUUUACGAGACAGAUGAGGCUUGGGGAUGUAAAGAAAAUCCAGAUAAAAGCUUCCCUUCUAUCCCACUAACACUUGGCAAAGAUAGCUCAAGAUUAACUCUCAGGACUAACAUUGGCAUAUGCAUGGAUCUAAACCCCUACAAAUUUGAAGCACCCUUCAAUAAAUUUGAGUUUUCUAUUUCAAGUUGGUUGAACGAUUCAUCGUUAAUAAUAGUCCCAACGGCAUGGCUCUCGUCUGAUUCGCCGUCGAUUCAGGAAAGCUGGACCAGGGAUGAGAAAGACAAAAAAGCAUCCGAAUGGCAAAAGCGAUUUACUGAAAACUCAAUUGAUGAAGCCAAUGUUGAAAGCAAGCUGUUGGUAGACUACUGGAUUCUACGCUUCUUUCCGUUCUUGUCCCAUCCUGCCAACGGACUUUCACAGAAACCCCACAAGACUACUGUCAUUCUUUGCAAUCGUACAGGGAUCGAAGGAGAUGUAUUAUAUGGUGGAUCGUCUUCUAUUUUGCAAUUCGAUCCUUUGAAAGGAUCAAGUGAUGAUCUAGACAGUGCGAACCCUAGUGUUGAAGUAGUUGGAAGUGCUGGAUGGGCCAAUGACCAGGUACUAUACAGGGAAAUACAAAUAUAG